Messenger RNA from Spirodela intermedia, 1505 nucleotides. Lineage: Eukaryota; Viridiplantae; Streptophyta; Magnoliopsida; Alismatales; Araceae. The record is from the annotation of a GenBank genome assembly.
AUGGCAACCCUACUACAAGGUGCAAUGGAGACUCAAAUCAAAGAUGGGAUGUGGUACUUAGACACAGGUGCCACAAAUCACAUGACUGGAGAUCGAAAUCUAUUUUAUGAACUCACUGAAUCACCCGGAAGAGUAGUGAAAUUCGGUGACGGCUCCAAUAUCGACAUAUUAGACAAAGGCAGCAUUCUAGUAAGUUGUCAAGACGGAAGUAAGUUGACCCUCAACAAUGUACUAUAUGCUCCUAGACUCAAGACUCACAUUCUUAGCCUCGACCACUUAGAUGAUUAAUGAGUCAAAAUUGAGAUGGAAUCAGACUAUCUACAAUCCUCGAUCAACAAAGAAGACUUUUAGUACGGGUAAAUUGAAACUGAUAAUUAAUUAUCAUUUUCUUGUCUCAAAAGAAGAUAAGACCGAGUGGAUUUAACAUCGGAGGUAUGGCCACCUUAAUUUCAACUCUCUAAAGUCCCUUCCCAAUGUUGUGUUGCCUCCACUUCAAAUGCUCAAGAGUGUAUGUCGAGAUUGUAUAGCUUCUAAACAUCCUCGACAUACCUUUUCCUCUACUUCACUAUUCAGAGCUAACACUCCAUUAGAGCUGAUUUAUGGAGAUCUUUGUGGCCCGAUCGUGCCAAGCACAUACAGAGGUAAUCGAUAUUUCUUCCUAAUUAUAGAUGAUUAUUCCUGAUUAAUAUGGGUUGCUUUUUUGUAGUAGAAGAGGGAAGCUCUUCAGACAUUUGUGAGAUUUAAAACCAUGAUUGAGACAGAGAAGAAAGUCAAAAUCAGUAUUUUCUGAACUAAUAGAGGGGGGGAAUUUAAUUCUAUGGAAUUUGAUUAUUUCUAUUCUCAACAUGGAAUCAAAUGACAUCUCAUAACCCCCUACUCACCUUAACAAAAUGAAAUUGUUGAGAGAAAGAAUAGAACCAUAAAGGAAAUAGUUCGAUGUAUGUUGAGAAGCAAGUAUUUACCACCUGAGCUAUGGGGCGAAGUCGUGAACACAAGCAUCUACAUCCUUAAUCGAUCACCUACAAAGAACCUCAAUGGAGUCGCACCAUAUGAAGUUUAGAGUGGAUCUAAACCAAAUGUGGCACACUUUAGAGUGUUUGGUUCACUAGCUCAUGUAAAGAUACUUAGACAACACUUGACCAAGCUACAAGACAGAAGUAAACCUAUGGUAUUCAUUGGAUACGAAGUGGGGACUAAACCUUAUAGAUGUUUCGAUCAUCAAGAAAAUAAAGUUCACAUCAGUCGCGAUGUGAUUUUUGAAGAAGAUAGUCAAUGGGAGCGGAAUUCUUCUAAGAAAAAAUGAUGAAAUAAUUUGAGAUGUGUGAUCUAGGCCUUCCUACCUCUUAUCUGGGAUUGAAGUAGAACAAUUCGGAGAUAUGAUCAGAUUAAAGUAACAAAGUUAUGCUCUGCGAAUACUUGAACAUUCUGGAAUGCAAGAAUGCAAUCUUGCUGUCACAUCACUUAAAGCUCGUUUCAAGUUCAGUAAUGAAGACAAGUGUCAAUAA